Molecule: messenger RNA, 822 nt
Organism: Ricinus communis (castor bean)
Lineage: Eukaryota; Viridiplantae; Streptophyta; Magnoliopsida; Malpighiales; Euphorbiaceae
Product: NAD(P)H-quinone oxidoreductase subunit U, chloroplastic
Exons: 4
Coding region: 57-719 (220 amino acids)
Cellular component (GO): chloroplast; NAD(P)H dehydrogenase complex (plastoquinone); chloroplast thylakoid membrane
Source: RefSeq, a predicted model, not a curated record
CCAAUAUAAAUAACAGGCUCGAAAAGCAAAGAAGGAAGUGGCACCAAGCUAAUGCCAUGGCCGUGUCAUCUACUUCAGCAACAAUUUAUAUUUUGCGGCAGAAUUUCCCCAUUUCAACCACCAAGAACACUAGUGUUUUAUUGAAUUUUGCACCAAGAAAAACAUGUAGACAUGUUAUCAGAAGUAGCUCAAGCGAUGGAACAGCGGAGAGUACAGCAGCAACAAAGGUACAAGAAGAAGAAGAAGAAUCAGAGACAUUAAUGGAAGUUCCAGAAGGACCUUCUUUGAUUUCUGCUCUUAAUGUGGAGAGAGCUCUUCGUGGCAUACCCAUUACAGAUGUAGAUUAUUACGGUAGACUUGGGGUUAAAAGAGGAUGUUCUAAUGAGGAGGUUACAGUUGCAUAUAAAAACAAGGUUGAAGAAUUGCUGAAGCAAGGACUAGAUGAAGAAGAUGUCAGGAAGGAAAUGGAGCUUCUGAAAGAAUCAUACGCAAUAUUAUCAUCAGAAGACGAGAGAAGAAUGUACGACUGGAGCUUGGCAAGAAGUGAGAAUCCAGAUAGAUAUGCUUGGCCUUAUGAAACCGACAAAGUAAAACCCUCGCCAGAUACUCCUCCGCCUGUGCAGGAACCAGAAGACGUGGAAACGACAAGAUUGGUGGGAUACUUUUUAUUGGGUUGGUUAGUACUGUCCUUCGUCUUAUCCAUUGCCCUCAACCGAUAAGGUGUAUAAUUUCAUCAAUUCUUUUUCUUUUUCUUAUUCUUUUAUAAUAAUAUUGUAUAUUUAUUAGUCUAUUUCACAUGAAUACCUAUUGUUAUGUUGCUUA